UCACAGAGUGGAGUCCCCGAGACCUCUCCGGGGCGACAUUCAGACAGAGCAGGCUCCAGGCCACCACGAUGCCCGCACCUGCCUCCCCACCCCGCCUGCCUCGGCCAUCCCUGCUGCUGCCUCUGCUGCUGGGCCUCACAGGUGUGGCAGGUGAGGCGGAGCUGCAGGUGAUCCAGCCUGAGAAGUCAGUGUCUGUCGCAGCUGGACAGACAGUCACUCUGCACUGCAGUCUGACCUCUCUGCUCCCCCUUGGGCCGGUUGAGUGGUUCAGGGGAACAGGGCCAGCCCGGGAGUUAAUCUUCAGUUCCAGAGGAGGCCACUACCCCCGAGUGACAAAGGUUGCAGAUAACACAAGGAGAAACAACACGGACUUUUCCAUCCACAUCAGUAACAUCACCCCAGCAGACGCCGGUACCUACUACUGUGUGAAGUUCCAGAAAGGGACCCCUGACGUGGAGUUUAAGUCUGGACCAGGCACCAGGAUGUUUGUACGUGAAGCUAAGCCCUCUCUUCCAGAGGUUUCUGGCCCCUCCAACAGGGCCAGCCCAGGCCAGAGAGUGAAUCUCACCUGCACAUCAACUGGCUUCUUUCCCAAAAACAUACAGCUGAAAUGGCUUGAAAAUGAUGUGGAGCUUCCGGCAUUUCAGACUCUGGUUUUCCUGCCUAGAGAUGCUGGAUCCUACACCAUCGUCAGCACGGUGCUGGUGACCCUUGACUUAUCCUCACUCCACUCCCAGCUCACCUGCCAAGUGGCUCACAGUACAUUGCAGAGCCCCCUCAGUAGGCACGUGAACAUCUCCAAAUUCCUCCAAGAGGACAAAGAGCUGUUCACCUGCGAAGUGCGGCAAGAGGCCCAGCCACCGAUCCAGGCCCGCGUGCGGCUGAGUGAGUCCAGAGACCAGCCAGCGUGUUUGGGGAAUUGUGGGAUUUGGUGCUUACAGACCACUGGAAAUCCUCACUGCCUUAGCUCCCACGUUCACUGCGAGCUCCUGGAGAAUCAGGAAUCUGCAAGACCCACAGGAUCGCCACCAAACCUAAUCCAGAGCAACACUGGCAAGGAGUUCUGGAAAAUGUGGUUCCCAGACUUUCAGCCCUCCGAUAAAGAGAAGAGAGAAAGGAAUGGAGAUAAAGCCUGA
Molecule: messenger RNA, 1136 nt
Organism: Leptonychotes weddellii (Weddell seal)
Lineage: Eukaryota; Metazoa; Chordata; Mammalia; Carnivora; Phocidae
Source: RefSeq, a predicted model, not a curated record